AUGUCGAAUAAGUACGACGUCAGCGCGCGCGCGCGCGCGGUGAAGCUCCCAGAGAUUGGUGAGCGACGAGCGAUGAUUCCGUACUGGAACGACGAGCGAGAGAAGACGGUGUACGUGGGAGACGAGGCGAGGAGAGCGGUUGAAGCGCGACGAGCGAGAGAUUUCAUCGCGCUCCCGCACGAGGACACGAGCGAGGCGUUGCGAGCGCUGAGAGAGACGAUUCAAUCCGGUUGGACGUCACACGAGAGCUUGGGAUGCGGACACGCAUCUGGAUGGCCGGAGAUUUUCGCUCGAGCCGAGGCUUUGAUCCGCGAACAGUUCCCGCAGUUUGGCGCGUCGGCGGAGGUCCUCCCGGGAACUGGCUGGUUGGGCGAGGGUAACGAAUCGAGGGCAAUCGAUUGGGUGAUAAGACGACCGGAGAAGCACAUCAUCGCGUCCAAGAUACACUUCGCGACGCGAUUACAUCGAGAUCCGGAUUCAUGGACGAACCCGUCGACGACUCAAAGGCCGCGCGAUGGUUGGCCGGAUUUGUCGAUGCCGGAUCGCGGUCGGUAUCAGUAUCGAUUCAUUAACGUGCAUCUCACCACGAGCGCUCUGGACCCGACGGGUAAUCCGUGGCAGAGUCCUUUAGUUGUGAUGUUGCCCAAAGACUCGGGGCAGACAGAGUGGAAAUUCGUGAAGAGAAAAUUAGAGAUGACGCCUGAUGCCGCGAAGGAUGAAAAUAACUUUAGCGACAAGUUGAACAUCUUCGAUCCCAAAACGUGGAUCAUCGGGGGCAACCGUUUGACGCGUGGAGCAUACAAGAAGAAACCCACCGAGGAGGACGUAGUAGAAGUAGGAGUAAGAGGAGAGGACGGUAUGACGGACGCCGAGAGAUCCUUCGAAUUCCCUGAAGUCCUGGCGCAGGACGACCACGAAUUCGUAACCAACGGAGCGUUACUGUUCGACUCGUUCGAUUGUUGGCACGGUGCAGCGAAGUGGCAGGAGGACAAACCUUUCAGAAAAGUAUUGACGGAUGUUGAUCCAAAAGGGCGAGAGCCGUUUCACUCGGCGCGCUGUUCGAUCGAGUUACGGUUCAGAGUCCGCAUCGACAUGGACGCAGACGACACUCGCGUUCCAUGGGGACCUUUCACUUCGGCCGUUCGCUCAGGGAAGUUUUUGUCUGAACCUCUUCGCGACUCUGAGGCUAGGUACGAUCUCGACGUAGGCCUCGCGGUUUAG
Molecule: messenger RNA, 1221 nt
Organism: Ostreococcus tauri
Lineage: Eukaryota; Viridiplantae; Chlorophyta; Mamiellophyceae; Mamiellales; Bathycoccaceae
Product: unnamed product
Exons: 1
Coding region: 1-1221 (406 amino acids)
Source: RefSeq, a predicted model, not a curated record